CAGUCAACGGUCUACAACGUUCCGCGUCGGGUGCAGGUGCUGCCGCGUUGGCUCGUCGGGUUCUUCGCGUUUUCGGGACUCGCUGGUGAAGUUUAUUUUCGCAGCCAAUCUGCUCUAAAAUGAACGACUUAACGUGCUGGAUUUAAUUAAACCCAAUUGCACCAAGUGAUCUGCUGGCCGGGGUGACGACGAGUGUGCAAAUGAAGAUAAUGGGUUUAGUAAUCAAUUUUAGUGCCAGGUUGGCGAGGGAGUGAAUCGUGUAGUGAAAAGGAGAAGUUUGUGCACCCCCAAGUGUCCUCGAAAGAGAAAUUAAACGAAAAAGUUUUUUGUGGAAAGUUUGUGUUCUUUGCAAGUGGUUUCAGUGAAGUAUGCUUCGGGAAGAAAAGCAUAUUUCGGCGUUUCAGUAAGUAUGAAGUAGUAAGUAUAAAAGCGUAGUGUAGCGUGCAAACUAACGUUCCGAAACAAAAAGUAAACCGUCGCACCAAAUCCCAUCAGUUGACUUUCAGUGAGUUUAGUGUUCUCAGUGCCUUGUGAAACCCCCCACCGUUGUGAAAAGAAUCCCCCCAAACACCACCGAAGAUGAAAAGUACUAUCCGGUCGUCAAAUAAAUGGAGGCGAAGCGAAAGCAGCACAUACCAGCAGUCCUCCCCCAGCAGCCCACGGGCACGGUUCCACGACAGCUGCAUUCGCCUCUGAAGGCCCCCACGCGCGCUGGUGGUGGUGGUGGUGGCCCAACCGUGCACAAGCGAAAACCUUCGGCCCUUGCCAAUCGUGACCAGCAGCUGCCGGGCAGGCCGAAGCAUACGGUCAAGUUUAAGGAACAGGGCGACCAGGAAAUCCUCGUAGUGACAGUCGAACCCCCGUUGACCCCUUCGCCGGGAAGCGCUCCACCGUCGUCCUCGUCGCAAUUGACGACCUGUCAGCUACCGGCGCUUGCCACCACAUCGGAGUCUUCCGACCGGCCCGGUACGGCGGCCGCCAAACACAGAGGGGGAACACCCUAUCCCAGUAAUACUGGGUCCGACCACCCGCCCGGCGGACGACAGGAAAAAGUUAAAUCAACCGAACGGAGCAGCAAGAGUGCAGCAAAAAAGUCGGCGACGUCCGGUGACGCCGUCCGCCACCAGCAGCACGGUCAACGGCUCUCGGAAGGAUGUACGACGCUUAUGUACGCCUGCCAGCAGGGUCUCACCGAGGAAAUUGUUAGGGAAUUGCGCGAAAAGCCGGACGUAGUCCAUCGGCGGGACCGGAACAACCGCGGGGCCCUUCACUACGCCAGCAGCUCGAAGGACAUCGUGGCCGCGGCCAGCGUCGCAAUGGUGGCCCCGGAACUGAUCGAACAGGCCGAUGAGGACGGGUUCACGCCACUGCAUCUGGCCGUCAUACAGGGCAACCUGCAGCUGGUCAACCUGCUGCUGGCGAACGGGGCCGACGUCAACGCGCUCGACAACGAGGGCCACUCGGUGGUGCACUGGGCCACAGUAUGUGGCGAAGUGGAAGCCCUCCGAUCGGUACUGGCAGCUGGAGCCGAUGUAUCCACCCCGGACAUCAACGGAGGCAGCCCGCUGCACUACGCUGCCCAGAUGUGCGGCGCCAACUACGAGGGCAAAACGGCCCGUGCCUCGGCCAAACUGGCACUGGAAAUUCUCGGCACCCUGCUGGCCCAUCCGGAUACUUCGGUUGAAGUGGAGGACAAGGAUGGCCGCCAACCACUACUCUGGGCGGCAUCGGCUGGCUCUGCCAAAGCUGUCCUGGCUUUGAUUAAAGCCGGUGCACAAGUCGAGAGUGCAGAUAAGGAUGGACUAACAGCUCUUCACUGCGCGGCAUCUCGAGGACAUACGGAAUGUAUAGACACGUUGAUUAAUCUUUGUGGAGCGCAUACCGAUCAGAUUGAUUCCAAUGGGUGCACAGCACUGCACUACUCUGUGACGUUGGGUCACGCAGACGCUACCUCUUUGUUACUCAAAUUGGAAGCCGAUCCCAAUCGGCAAGACCGGAAAGGUCGUACUCCGGCCCACUGUGGCUGUGCAAAAGGACAAAUAGAAACGGUAAAAAUCCUGCAUGUUAAAAAGGGCAAUCUUUGGUUGCGAAACGCCAAAGGUGAUUUUCCGGUUCACGACGCUGCUAGCUCUGGGAGAAGACAGUUGGUACAGUGGUUGCUUCAAAUGAAACCAAAGCAUAUCAACACACCAAGCAACGAUGGAAGGACUCUGUUGCACAUUGCAGCUGGGCACGACAACGUAGAUAUGUGUAAGCUGUUGCUGGAAUCCGGAGCAGAGAUGAACCACUUGUACAGACCGGCAAAAGGCUCACCGAUGACACCACUUGACUAUGCUCUUGUCAAGGGCUUCCGAUCGACGGCAAAGUUUCUGCAGAUGCAAGGAGGACUACCAGCAAACAAGCUACGCAUGUCCAGCCGCCAACAGAAAAUACUUCCGGACAUCGAUAAGGUGGAACCACUGAAACUCACCGAGAAGGAGGAACUGAUCGACUUGAAGACUUCUAAGAGAUACGUGGUUUACAUGAAUUCAAACUCCGAGUCCGAAGGUCAAGACGAACGAUCACACCGCAAGAGCAGACACAAGCGAAAAGGAAGUCACCGAAGUCGAAGAACUAGUAGCUGCAGUGACACCGUGUUCCUCUACAGGGAAGGAGCAGCGGAUAUUAGUCGUUCACGAAGCAACGUCGAAUUGAACCGAAGUCAUCACCACAGGCACCGCCACCGAAGCAGUAGUUCCUCAUCAGCUUCCACCAGCGAAACGUCUUCAGAUGACUGCUGUAAGCACACCAAACGCAGGCACAAAUGCUACAAGAAGUGUUCAUCGAAAUCGGCCAGAUCGAAGGAUCGAUCGCACAGGGAAAGGGAUCGGGACCGUGAAAAGGAACCCAAGGAACCGAAAGAGUAUGAGUUUAUGUAUGCCGAGCAACGCGAACCUGGCAAGCCACGAAAGGCAGGGGAGCGUACGGGAAGAAUUGUUUUGAAACAGGUGCACAGUGGAUCGUCGGAAAACGAGUCCCCGGAAAGUGACAGACGCGGCAGUUCACUGCGACUGACGGGAAAAACAGGUUCAUUGCUGACAGUUCCAACGGAGAUGUUGGGGAUGCCAGACGAACAAUCACUGCCGAAACAACCACCAAGAGCUGAGUUCAAUAUCCGUAAGGCGUCGGAUACGAAAAGCGAUGACAAGUCCUCGGAUACAAGUGUGAAAAAGGUGAAGAAAGGCAAGGGAAAUGGCAAAAAGGGUAAGGCAACGGGAAAGGCACACGCGAAGAAAACCGAUUCUCCCAGUGAGGAGGACACGAAGGAUAAAGAAAAACUACAAGCCGGGGAGAAAGUAGUGACGGAAGCGCAGGUGCAUCCGGUUCCGGAAAUUAUGAUGAAGUCCACGGAAGACGAUGGAGCAGCAACGGAUGCAACGUAUACAAUCGAUCAAAAAACAAAAUCGGAUAACGAGGGGUUUAGUGAAUCAGAGACUGCGGAUAAGGUAAGAGGGAAAGUGAAGGAAAAACCGGAAACAAUAGUGGAAGCGAAAGAAGAGGCAGCGCAAGAAGUUUCACAAGCGAUCCCUUUAGAGGUAAAGGAGGAGGUGGUACCGGCUCCAAAAAAGGAAAGGCCAAAGCUAAAGUCAAGCAAGGACAGUAGCAGCAGCCGAUCGAGCAAAUCCAAGUCAGAUUCGUCGGAGAAGGAAAUGCCAAAACCAAAAUUGAAGCCGAAACCUAAGGAAGAAGAAACAACUCCUGUUGUGGCUGAGCCUGAGCCACAGCCACCAUUACCACCUCCUCCUGCACCGGAACCAGAACCAGAAAUACACGUUGUGCCAGAACAAGAACCUACUUAUGUGGAACCUCUAAUAGUUGUGGAAGCGGCCAAGCCUGAGGAGGAACAACCUCCGGCUGUGGUGCCAGAUACUGAACCUGUUGCUGCAGCUGCCGAAGGUGAAGCAGUUGUGCCACAAGAACUUCAAGUAGCAGAGCCGGAGCCACCUGAGCCGGAACCUGGACCAGCACCGGAACCAGAACCAGAACCUACACCAGAGAAAGUAACCGAACCCGAACUUGAACCCGUUGAAGAGUCACCAACGGAAGAAAAAAGCUCUGAAGUCGAAGAAUCACCUUCGAAGUCAAGCGAAGAUCAAACCGAACAGCAACCAUCAGAACCCGAAGAACCACCAAAAACCGAACCGAGUACUGAUCAGGUUUUACCCAGUGAACAACUGCCACCCAUUUCGGAAGAAGACACUGAGAAAAAAGUUAGCUUCGAUAGAGAGCGGCCAAAAUUAAGGAGGUCAGCGGAGUCUUUGGUGGAGCACGUCGAGGAAGAAGAAGUUCGAACGGAAGAGGAUGCCGUAGUACCAUUGGCAGCAGCUGCUGCUGUAGAUCAAGAAAAAGUCGACUCAACAAGAGGAUUUUACGUGAGCCUCGCAGAGGGCGAAGAGGGUGAUGAAAAGAAAAAGCGUAAACUGAAGAAGCGGAAAUCCAAGGAAGACAAAGCGUACGAAGAAGCACAAGGCAGCAAGGAUCAGGAUUCUGGCUUUGAACCAAGUCCACAGUCAGUGCGCAGCAAAGCAACGGUGUUCGACCGACCAACGAGUACCGCUGUAUUGACAAAGAGGCCUGCAUUUACGAUGGUAGAAGAACGGGCGGUCAGUUCGAGACCGGACGGUCGGAAGCCUGGUGACAAAAAUGCGGUCAACAUGACGACCGUGCAGCAGUCCAUCCAGCGCAACAUUCGGAGAUAUUACAUGGAGAGGAAAAUUUUCCAACACCUGCUCGAGCUGAAAAGCCUGCAGAUCCGUUCGACCAAGGUGAACGAGAGUGCGCUCGUGAAGCGGGCCGUCGACGACUAUCACAAAUCGACGAUCGAGCUGGGCUACGAGACGGGCUCGACGCUGAAGCGCUACCCCUACUCGGAGUACUCGUUCAAGAACUUCGAGCUGUUCCUGUACGACACCCUGAAGAGCCUGCAGAAGCGCGAGACGUACAACUUCCAGAACAUCUCCGAGGUGUACGACGAGGCGGAGCGCCGAUCUAGCCCCGACGUUAGUAGAUACGAGCGAGCCUUGAACUGCACCACCAAGACUCACCGCUGCCUUCAUGCAACCCAUGCAUACACGGGGAUCCCUUGCGCAGCCUACAUUCCCAUGAUGAACCACCACACGAUGCCCAAGCUCGGAUUUGGCCAGUACAAAUCGUCAUCCAGCGGGGUUGGGAGCUUUUUCCUGCCGAAAAUCCUCACCAACCCCACCGACCCGAGUUGUCCCGGGAGUAGCGCCAGCUAUCUGACACCGUUCGGCGGCGCCGGCGCAAGCAAGGUAGCCCUCGAGUUGACCCACGGUAGCAACAAACAGGGAAGUCCGCGGAAGGUCAGCCUCACCCCCAGCAGCAGCAGCCCGCUUCCAUUGGCCAACCAAGGCAGCAGCAAUCCGAACACGCUGGUGAUGCCCAGCAUCCGGCCGAACGGCAGCAACAGCAGCCCCACGCAGGCUCCCUUCCAGCUGUUGUAGAGGAAGAUUCGAAUCUCGAGUCGAGUUCGGGGCCGUCCCCCUUGGGGUAGCAGCUUUUACAAAGUGUGCAAUCGUACUGCCACAAUUGUUCCAAACAAUUGCUCUUUAAAAUGUGUAUUUUUCGAUUCAAAAUUAUGGCUCUAUAGCCAGUUGUUCAGCGAGAUAUUACCCAAAUAUGUUUGUACCGAGGUAUCGAUUGGCGUGUUGAAAUUUUAGAAACUAUUCUGAACCGACUUUGUUGUCGGCUUAGGAAUCUUAUCGUGCAAUGUGUAGGUGGCUUUAAAAGUGAUUGUAAAAUGUAGAAUUCAUUUUAUUUUAUACUGUUCUGUUUGUUCAUACUAACUCUUAUGUAAAUAUCGAAAUAUACAGAAUUCUAUACAGUAAUAUUUGGUGAGCCCGGGUCAUACCUGGGGGAACCAGAUGG
Armigeres subalbatus is the source of this 5928-nucleotide messenger RNA. Its product is annotated as ankyrin repeat domain-containing protein 12. Gene Ontology annotation, biological process: protein localization to ciliary inversin compartment. Gene Ontology annotation, molecular function: protein binding. Bases 609 to 5504 code for a protein of 1631 amino acids. NCBI's taxonomy places the organism in Eukaryota, Metazoa, Arthropoda, Insecta, Diptera, Culicidae. The transcript is spliced from 9 exons. The record is from RefSeq and is a predicted model, not a curated record. Gene Ontology annotation, cellular component: ciliary inversin compartment.